Molecule: messenger RNA, 1263 nt
Organism: Mesorhabditis spiculigera
Lineage: Eukaryota; Metazoa; Nematoda; Chromadorea; Rhabditida; Rhabditidae
Source: the annotation of a GenBank genome assembly
AUGGUCUUUGCGUUGCCAAUCCCUUUAAAAAAUGUAAAUUUCCCACCAUCCCUCCUGGGCCUGGCCUUCUUCCCGGGUGUCCCCUUCGGUCCUCCCGGCGAUUCUUUCGACUUCCUCUCCGGCGUCUUCGACAAGGUCGACUUGUACGGUUUCGGCGACUACCAUUCGUACGAGACGAUUCUGAAGUAUUUGGAUGACGUCGCAAAUGCGUAUCCAGCCAUUGCCAGGACAUUUAUUGCUGGGACAUCAGCCGAAGGGCGGCCAAUUAAGGGAAUUAAGAUCGGCAACCCAAUCAACAGCGCUACCAAACGAUCGGUGUGGAUAGAUGGUGGAAUUCAUGCCCGAGAAUGGGCCGCCGUUCAUACCGUACUAUGGUUUGUGAACCAGCUGAUCUCAACAUACGAAACCGACUCUGAAACGCGUCAAUUCGUGGACGGUCUCCAGUUCUACCUUCUGCCAGUCGUGAAUCCAGAUGGAUAUGAAUUCUCUCGAGAUGAUAUAACUCCGAUGCAUCGACUAUGGAGAAAGAAUAGAGGAGGCAUUAGAUGCAAAUUGGAUCGAUGGUUUCGGGAGAGAUGCUGUGGGGGCGUCGAUUUGAACAGGAAUUUCGACUUUCAUUGGGCUGAAUCUGGCUCGUCGACGGAUCGUUGUUCCGAGGUGUACCAGGGUGAUACCGCAUUUAGUGAGCCGGAAUCCAGAGCCGUUCGCGAUAUGCUACUAUCUCCAGAAUUAAAGGGCCGCACCGAUGCCUUCAUUACGCUACACACCUAUGCACAGAUGUGGAUCCACCCGUACAGUAACCAAGUACGAACCUAUCCGGAAGACGUUCAGGAUUUGCGAGAAGUUGGGCUAAAUGGGGUGGCGGCGUUGGAAAGGGAUUACGGUACCGCGUACAGAUUCGGAACUGGAGCCGACAUUUUAUACCCCUCCUCCGGCGGUUCGGACGAUUGGGCGAAAGGGGUGGCCGGGGUGAAAUAUGUGUAUCUACUGGAGUUGCGACCAGCUGAUGAGGUGUGGGAUGGGUUCCUGUUGGACCCACGACAAUUGAUACCUACAGGGAAGGAGACGUGGGAUGGGAUAAAGCCCCACAAUUCUGCACUGACAGAUCGCCGUGGUGUGCCGCUUGGCUACAGGGAAAUCCCGAUGUUUGCAGGAUCUCUUCAAUCUACAUGCGACGCGACUGCGCGAGAAGCUGCGGUUUCUGCCGACGGCGCAGCGUGCGUCUCGUUCCUCAUGCUCGUGCCCUCGGGCUCCGAGUCGAAG